AUGACGUACACCACUCAGGUCAUGUACCCCAACGAGCCCGAUACGGAGUUCAACGACACAUACUAUCUUGAGACACAUAUGCCCCUGGUCGAAAGAAACUGGAAGAAAUAUGGGUUGAUAAGCUGGUUUAUAAAGAAAUACACUGCAGCUUUUGAUGGGUCGGAGCCGAAGUACUCAAUUGCUACGACUAUGGAGUGGGAGAGUGCUGAAUCCUUCCAAGCUGCUUUAAAGGGCCCGGAAUCUCCUGAGAUAUUCAAGGAUAUCCCUAACUUCACCAACAAGCAGCCUAUUACUCUUGGAGGGAGUUCUCUCUGA
Molecule: messenger RNA, 315 nt
Organism: Aspergillus tanneri
Lineage: Eukaryota; Fungi; Ascomycota; Eurotiomycetes; Eurotiales; Aspergillaceae
Exons: 1
Coding region: 1-315 (104 amino acids)
Molecular function (GO): oxidoreductase activity
Source: RefSeq, a predicted model, not a curated record